Brassica napus (rape) is the source of this 1356-nucleotide messenger RNA. Its product is annotated as zinc finger BED domain-containing protein RICESLEEPER 2-like. Gene Ontology annotation, molecular function: DNA binding; protein dimerization activity. NCBI's taxonomy places the organism in Eukaryota, Viridiplantae, Streptophyta, Magnoliopsida, Brassicales, Brassicaceae. The transcript has 2 exons. The record is from RefSeq and is a predicted model, not a curated record. Bases 1 to 1356 code for a protein of 451 amino acids.
AUGUCAUCAUCAUCACCUUUUCAAGGCACUGCAAACAGAGAAGCAGAUGAUGUAGAAGAAGAGUUUCAAACUCUAGAGUCUGAUCAAAGAGGCAAACGAAAACAACCACCUGGAGAGAGUCAGGAACAGAGUAAAACAGCACGCGUACUAGCCCCAAGAUCCGACGUAUGGUCUCAUUUCAAAAGAGUUGAAGAAAACCGUGACAAAUGCUUGACGCAGAGAGCAUUUGAGCUUAAGGUAGAUUCUGGUAGGAUGAAAAGAGGAAGUUUGCCACUUGAUGUUGUGACUAGGUGGAACUCAACUUACUUGAUGUUGCAAAGAGCACUUAUUUACAAGACUGCAUUUGAUAAGAUGGGUUUUGAGGACAAACCGUACAAUGAUCAUUUCAUGGAGUUAGACAAGGGGAAAAAAAGACUCGGACCUCCUGUAAGUGAAGAUUGGCGUGCUGUUGGAAGGUUAGAGAGGUUUCUUAUUAUCUUUUAUAACUCAACCUUAGUAGUCUCAGCAUCUACCACCCUUUGUGCCCACAAGUGCUAUGGUGAGAUAGUGAACAUAGCAUCCAAUUUGAAGUUGCUUUGCAAUAGUUAUGAUACUGAUUUGAAAGUUAAGGCUGAGGAUAUGCUGAUGAAGUUUGAUAAGUAUUGGGAUGGGUUGAAGAACAUUAACAAGAUUUUAGUGGUGGCAAGCGUCUUUGAUCCUAGCAGAAAGAUGAAGUUUGCAAAGUUGUGCUUUGAGGAUCUUUACGGGGAAGACAGUAUGGAGUCCAAAGAGUUAAAUGAUUCAGUUCUUAGUAUUCUAACUGAUUUGUUCAAGGAGUAUAGUGAAAGAAAUGGUAAACAAGCUGAAGCAAAUGUGCAAUCAUCUCAGUCUACUCAGUCUACUCAGUCUUCACAAUCUCAAGAACAGCCAACAAUAGACUUGCUUGAUGAUGAACUCGGCUACCACAGGAUUGAGAAAAAGUACAGCACACUGCUAAAGGAGAGUGGAGUGAGAGACAUCAACGAGUUGGAAGCUUACCUAAAGGCUGAUGUUGAGAAUUCAGAUUCAAUGCUAGGAACUGACUAUGAUGUUCUCUCUUGGUGGAAAGUUAACUCUGGCAAGUACCCUAUUCUAUCACAGAUAGCUCGUGAUCUUUUUGCUAUGCAAGUCUCCUCGGUUGCUUCUGAAAGUGCAUUCAGCACGAGUGGGAGGUUAAUAGAUCCACAUAGGAGUUGUUUAACUCACUAUAUGGUUGAAGUUCUCAUGUGUACAGAACAGUGGAUGAAACAAGACAUCAGACUUGAAUCAAAGGUACUCACCAAUGCUCAGAUACUUGGAGAUGUUGAGUACGAAGAAAAGAUGGAGAGAGGUUUGUAA